AUGGCCACUAAGUUAUCGUCUCUUGUAUCCAGCACUACUGGAGUCGUAAAUGAGCCAAAGAAAGGAAAAUAUCCUAUAUGGCCUGAAUGGAAUGAAGCCGAUAUUAAUGCUGAGAAAUGGGAUGGAGGAAAAAUGGGAAAAGACAAAUCUAACAAAAGCCCCAUUCUUCACUUUUUUGAUGACCCUGAAGGGAAGAUAGAACUGCCACCAUCCCUAAAAGUCCACACAUGGAAGCGUCCACUUGAAUUUAUCACAAGAAAGUCACCUGUCGUGGUAGCAAAUGAAACAUGGUUUGAUCUCCUUUCUGCAAAUGAACACCUACUUGAAAGUGAGCUAAUGAGAUGGAUUAUCAGUGAAAUCUUGGCAGUUUGGAGGAUAUACAAUGGAAGCCUUUCAACAUCUGAUAAACCAGGUAAUCCAGAACCCGUUGUACUGUCCUGGAAGCCAUGGGAACAUAUAUAUGCCCUUUGUAAGGCUGUUAAAGGGCAUGUACCUCAGUACAACAGCUAUGGAAAAUAUGUUGUAAAGCUUUAUUGGAUGGGUUGCUGGAGAAAGAUCACUGUGGAUGACACUUUCCCUUUUGAUGAACACAAUAAUUUAUUACUUCCAGUAACAACUUGUGAAGGAGAGAUGUGGCCAAUGCUGCUGAGCAAAGCUAUAAUUAAACUUGCGAUGUUAGACAUGAAAAAUGGAAACAGAGAAGUGGGAGAGUUCACAGUUCUACAUGCACUCACUGGUUGGAUUCCGGAAAUUAUACCACUCCAGCAAGAAUAUGCUGAUCAAGUGUGGAACCUACUGAAAGAGACAGUAUUAGAAUUUAAGCUGCCAGAUGAUGAGAAUGUUGAAGAUAAAAAUCCACUAACUGAGUCAAAGGUGAAAGAAUGUAUGAAAGAAAGCAAGGAAGGCAAGGUUAAUGAUGUGAAGCCUGAAAGUCCUCCUGUCUACAAGACAACUGAUAAAAGUGGCAAAGAUAAGGCAGAGACUAAAGAUGCAGGAAAGAAAAAAGGUAAAGAAGGAGAUAAAGAAAAGGAGAAAAGCAAAUCAGCAUCUCAUUCUGCACGCCCAGCAUCAGAAGCUCAAAGUAUUUUUCAGCAGUCUUUUGUUGAAUGCACCCCUGUACCAACAACUCCACAGAUGAUAGUGUAUGCUGGCUAUCUUCCUCUUCAGUUAUUUGAAAAGAAGACAACUGUUCUUUCACAAAUGACUGACUCUGCAGAGAUGCUACGACAUUAUGGGCUUUCCCAUGCAUACAGCCACCCUGUACUAGUAACUAGGACUAGGUCUUGCCCACUUAUAGCACCUCCAAAACCCCCUCCAAUUCCAAGAUGGAAGCUUAUCCGUCCGAAAAAGCACUCAAUGCCAACUGAUGAACCACAAGAACCUGUUAUCAAAAAGCCUGACCAAUUUAUUGAGAUUGCAACACCAUUUCUUAAUUUCAGGCUUACUACAAUUCAUGUACCAGAAAUCAUGCAUCAGCAGUCUUCAAGCAAUAAGAUAUCCUCAGUGAGCUCGAGCCUGAAUGCUGUCAGUGAGAAUGAUGAAACUGUUCAGGAAAAUGAAGAGGAUUUGAAGUCAAGUCUAAAAUCAGUAGAUGUGACAGAUGGUUCUGAGGAAACAAAAACUAAGCAUGUAUCUCCACCUUCUGAAAGUUUGCCUGAUUGGCAAGCUUUUUCUCAAGGUUUAUUCAAUGUCUUCAUGGCCAUUAGGCCUUCCGUGGCUGCUUCUCCUCUGGCUGUCCCUCCUGUUAUCAACCCUAGGCCUCAGACUGCAGAUCAUCUUCCAACUGAAGCUGAAGAUUCUUCAGAUUCCUGCUCAGAGGAUUCCCUAUCUUAUGCUUCCCAAUUGCCAUCCCCUGUAGGGUAUACCUCCCCAGAGGAGGAAUCUGCUGAGGCAGAUUCCCAUGACGAGAACCUAACCUUUGGAAAAGCCAUCUCUCAGAUGAGAGAGUUCUUCAGAUGGGACUCUUCUGAAAUGACUGAAGCCCAGAAGAAGUACUAUGAACUUUUACAAAUGGAUACUCCUUCACCAUCUGCCAUCCCAUCAGUCCUACCAGCCUUCUUAGAUGCAUUCAAUGCAGCUUCUAAAAAUCCUGAAUCCCAACCCCCUGCUGGUGUAUGCUUCUUAAUAAUGACAAGAUUAAUUGCAGGGUUUUCUUAUAUCUUUGUACAGGAGAACAAAAAUAAUCAUCAACACAAGGCAAGCAGUCCUACUAAAGACAGCCCUACAGAUGAUGUUCCAACUAGUCAUACUCAGAUAUCAGAAGCAGUAGAAGCUACUAGUCAGCUAAAUCUUUUAAUUAAAGAGAAAGAAGACAUUCAACAAGAAAAGAAACCAGUCCUCGGGGAGACAUGGAUCAGUUUUGAGGACUUCUGCAAGUGCUUCCAGACAUUGUAUGUUUUCCAUAAACCAUUUUCUUACUCAAAUACAUAUCAGAAGUCAGAGUUUAAGUCUCUAGAUGAACAAGCGUCAUAUUACCUGUUGGUGGACAGUCUAAAACCUUUUGAAAUUUUGGUCAGCUUUUCUGCGUUACUAAGAUGGGGAGACAGUGGACAUGACAAUAAGGAGAGAGAUGAUAAAGGUACUGCAAAAGAAUACUCUAGUUUGAGACCAGGAUCGCUUGUGGCUGAGCCUUACUCUUGGAAGUAUUUAGCAGCAGAUCCACCUGUAUUACAGAUCUGUACAUCUGCUACCAGAGCUGCUUUGAUGACAUUACCAUCAGGGCGUCACGUGUUACGCUUCACUGCAAGUUCUUCCCUCGGGUACCAUAUCCACCUGUGCAGCACUGUGCCAUUUGUCUUUGGUGAGGAAGAAAUUGUCAUGCCAUACCUUGACAAGGAAAGCAUCCGUUUUAUUGAACAAGCUACAACUAUCAUGAGAGCUCUUGGAAAUGUGAUGAAUAACUUCAGUGAUGCGAAUGAACUACCUAAGGCCCUAAAAGAUCUUGAACUAGCCCACUGUCCCCUGGGCUUGUUUGGUCAAGAGCUGAUAGAUGCACACGUCAAGGCUUUUAACAGUGCUGUUCUUCAUACCUUUGGGCAAAUGAUGGGUUCUAAUUUUACCCCAGAAUUAAAGUUUGCAUGCAAGGCUGUUACAUUCGAUGUUAAUAAUAGUUUUGGUGAAGAAGAAGAAGAAAAUGCUACAGAAAAUGAAGGUAAUGAGCUGCCUACAUCAUGGCAGAAUAAAGAACCAACUGAAACAGAAUUACAGGCAGCAGUCAUAAUUCAAGCAGGAUGCAGAGGGUUACAUGUUCGAAAACUCAGGGAUGCCAGAAAGCCUGGAACAGAAGAGAAUGCUGCUGUCAAAAUAAGCCUAGAAAAAUUAUGGGCCACUCUUGAACCAAGUAUAGAACAACAUGCUGUGGCUUUGUUAAGGCACAUGUUUGAAAGCAACUGCAAAUCUGUUCAGCUGUAUCCCUGCUAUGGAGAUGAAUGGACUAAAGUGUCUUUCAGUGAUUACAUUGUGACCUAUUCUGAUCAACCAGCAAAUUCUUGGUUUCUUGUUUUCAGGGAAGUGUUUCAUUUUGCAAAAGACAUGAUGGGAGUGCCAAAGAUUUAUACAACAAUUCCUUCUUCUGUUCUCCAUGUUGUGAAAAAUGACACAUUGGAGGAGAUACCGAGAGUAUUUAGUAAAGUAGUACCAUACACCUACACCAAAGAUAAGAAGGGAUUCACAUUUGUGGCAGAAGCUCAUACUGGUGAUGCACCUCUGCCUGCUGGAAAAUGGAGACUCCGCCUCAUUGGAUCUUCUGGCCCUCUGCCAGUUCUUUCUCGUGAACCCAUCAAUAACUCAUUUGCAGUCAAGGAACUUAGAGACUACUAUGUCCCUAAUGAAAAACAAAUACUAUUCAGAUACCAGGUGAAAGUCAUGCUAGAUCACCUUGCUACAGUGCAGCUGCAGACCUCCCAACAAGAUGUCCAUAUCAAAUUGCAAAUUCUAGAUAAUGAGGAAGAAGUAGCAAACAGUACUGGAAAAGGGCAUGCUGUCAUUCCUGCAUUUUAUUUUUUGCCUAAUGAACGGCCUUCCAGCUCUUACUCAACCAGAAGUCAGCCUACUCAGAACCUUGCCAUAGGUGGCAAGAAAGGAACUGUUAGUCCAGGUGGCAGUCAAAAAGGAGGAAGGUCUGCAUCCAGAGCUGGAAAUGCAAUGGAACCCAUGCUGAUUACAGAAGAUGACAAUGCCAGUCUUGCUGGAGUAAUUGAAGAGAAGACAACUGAACAGCAAGUAGUUCAUAAGUACAUUAUUCAGGCAGUGGUACUCUACAAAAGUUGGAAACUAUCAGACAGUCAACUUACAUUUGCUCAGCAAUUGAAGGAAGUGGAAAAAAAUGAAAUCAGACUUUAUACAGAAAAACAUGAAGAACCAGUUGUUACACCAAACCCAGAAGUGCAGCAUCCUAGUGAAGGACUGAAAUCUGCUGGAACCCCCAAAACAUCCAGGAGGCAGAAAGAUAAGACAGACAAAACUGAAAAAGAAAAGUCAGGAAAAGAUAAAGAAAAGGAGAAAGACAAACAGUUGCCCUUAUCACGGCCAGAGUCUCAGGCUCAGUCAUUUGAUAUAAGCAAGCCUUACUGGAUUCUCCGUGUUGUCAGUGAUCAAAGUGAAGCAGAUACCAUAGACAUCAAGAGAGACACAGAACGAAUAGAUGAAAUUAAGGCAAUGAAACAAGCAUGGGAAUCUGCAGAACCAGGCAGGGCAAUCAAGGCCGUGCAGUCUCGCUUACAAUUUAUUAACAAAUAUCUCCGAAAGACAGCAUCUGAAACCACUACUGAAGCUGGUGGAGUUCUUAGUACACCGGUUCCUGAUGAAGGAGUUGCCUCUGUAUCUCCAUCUCCUGAGCCUCAAACUCCAUCAACAGCUCUUGAUGGACUCUCUCAAACCUCUAGCCAUCCAGCACAGAAAAGACAGUGGGAGCCAUUAGACUUAGCACCUUUCAUUAGGAAGUCAAGAGCUGAUCCUCAACUGAAGGAUGAAUUGAUCGCUCAGCAGCAGGAGCAGAAGAAAGCACAAGAGAUUCAGAUAUUUCGACAACUCCGGGAUCAUAUCUUAGAGAGCAGGGAACAAGAGCAUCAGGCACGGAAUUUACUGAAGAUGAAAAUAUUGCAAAUGUAUGAAGACAUACAGGCAUCCAUGGAUGAAGCAAGACAUGAAAUAUUUCAAGAGCGGGAUUCAUACAGAAAUAGAUUACUGGAGGCUGAAAACAAAAUUCGGCAAGAAAUAGCAGCAAAGGAUGUAGCUGCUCAAGAAGAACAGGAGAAAAAAAGUCCUACUGUGACAAGCAGACAAAAAAGUGCCAAACGAGGCAAAAGUAGUGGCAGCAAGAAAUAGGUUAUGUUUAUACACAGUGCUUCAUUUAAAAACAGAUAAUUUAAUGAGGAAAGAUACCAUAUGCAGAAACAUUUAUAUUCUAUAUAUACUUCCGUAAUUUAUCAAGGCUUAUUUACUGGAUUUUGCUUUGUGCCAUUUGAAAGCCUCAAAUAUAGUAUUCAAAAAUUCCUGAAAUAUUAUAUGGAAUAAAUGUUUAUAAAAUGGUGCAGUUUCAUUACCAAAACAGUUUUAUACAUUUUAUGAUCUGAAACAAUAGAACAAUAAACAGAAACACUCAUUUUCUUUGAGUAUUGCAGGCUGGUACUGGGAAUACUUUAGUCAUUGUUUAAAUUAAGUUGUUGUGUACUUCUUUUACUAAAGUGUGCAGUUAAAUUUAUGAAUGUAAUAUGAAUCAUAAGCUGAAAAUCCCAUUUUGUUUGAAAGUAAAAUAUA
Molecule: messenger RNA, 5757 nt
Organism: Protopterus annectens (West African lungfish)
Lineage: Eukaryota; Metazoa; Chordata; Ceratodontiformes; Protopteridae
Gene: ADGB
Product: androglobin
Exons: 36
Coding region: 1-5325 (1774 amino acids)
Biological process (GO): proteolysis
Molecular function (GO): calcium-dependent cysteine-type endopeptidase activity; protein binding; oxygen binding
Source: RefSeq, a predicted model, not a curated record